UUGAAAUAUAUAUAUAUAAGUAUAUAUAUAUAUACUUUUUGGAGAACAAUGUGUUUGUUUCGUUCGGCACUAUUCAUGAUUUUCAUUGGCUACUGGGGAGGAUUCUGUUUGCAUUUGCCGUCUUUGCUCUCUUCUAGGGGCUCGAAUACCGGAAGCAUGCGUUACAUUUAGAGUUUGUUAACUGUGUAAGUAGUCAAUCAGCAGCUGGAAGUCUAAGGAAGUGCACCGAUUGAUAAUAGUACGACCGUUUAAGAUUAACUUGACCAUAUUGCUGCUCUACCCAGGAAAUGAAUACUCUAGUUUCGUCAAAAUGUUUUCUUACAUCUAUUUCGAUACGAGCCUGGAUGGUAUGCCUCACUGCAGCAAGACCCUGCAGCCAGAAGUCAAAGCCGGCCGUCGCGUCUAAGCUGCCCUACCGCGUGAAGCUGACGGGGGGCAAACGCCACACCUGGUGUGCAUGUGGCCACAGCAAGAAGCAGCCUUUCUGUGACGGCGCCCACAACAAACUUGCCCCCGACCUGCCCCCUCUGCGCUUCACCCCGGAGAAGGACACCACGGCCAUGCUCUGUGGCUGCAAGUACACGGCCAACCCGCCCUACUGCGACGGCACCCACUUCAAAGUCAUCUUCCGCUCCAUCAAAGAGUUCGUCCUGCCAAGAAAGUCCUCCUGAAGUAAAUGCCAUGUAGUUUAGUACAUUAACUCAAAACAUGGUUGUGAUUAAACAGACAUAUCAUUCUUGUUUUUAUAUAAUGCAUUUAUUGAAUAUAAAUUGUUCCAAUUAAUAAUAUUUCGGUGGAUAGUAUAGAUGAUUGUGUUUAUUAUAUCUAUGGUGAGCGGUGAGUUCUGCACUUGCUCAGUGCAGCUCAGGUUCAUCUGCUUUUGUUUGUGAAAGCACCAUAUUCUCUUAGAACACCAAAGAGUAGGCGGUUUUGUGUCAAACUAUUGGGAGUUUCCCAAAAGCAUCAAUUUGACAUUUAAUGGAAACAGUAAACCAGCAAAGAAUUCAUCAUUGGAACUCACUAGGAUACUAGAAUUUAACUGGGCAUUGAAAUCCGGUUGGAGUGCUACUCUGGCUGUCUAGAUUGCCUACUCCAAAGGCAUACCCAGGAGUCAGGUUUCACUCCCUACACCCACCAGGGGCCUCACAGGGUGGUGUAAGAGCUGAUCUGUGGUCAGUACAGCACUCUGGAUCUCCAUAAUAAGGAUCUGUGUUAAGUACAAGAGUAUUGGGGAAGUGCAUGCAAGUUGUCUGAUCCGUCCUAACACUGUGUGAAUGUCUCCAGUCAGAGACAGGCAGUGGACCGUGACCUACCUCCAUGAACGUGCCCGCAUUCCUUCACCAGCAACAUUUUACUGAAUUGAUACGUAUAAUUGAUAGCAUUGUAUGUAUUACAGCUCAGUCCCCUCGUUAUGUUGAGGGUUUUUUAACUUGAAUGCUUCACUUUGCCAAGUGCUUUAAUUAGUUAAAUCUGUGGGCCGUUUGUGACAUGUUUGUGUCUCAGGUUUUCAAUACUGAACUGUGUAAGUUGUUUUUAAUGAUGCAAUUGUAAAGAGCUUGGAGCCCACCAUUGACUACAAAACAGCACUGUGUAAACACAGUACUUUUUUCAGCUACCUUUAUGCGCAAAGCAUCACGAUUACACUCUAAUUGUAGUGCAUUCGUGACAACAAUGGUGAGUGACAGUGUAUUUUCAGUCAAUUUCAUACCAUUUUGAUACAUAUGAUUCAUACAGCAAUAUAGACAUGUAUAUACAGUCUGUCUGUAUACAAAAAGGGAUAUGGCCGGUCUAUGCAACUACUGUCAAUAAAGCAGGCAGUUCUUUCA
Molecule: messenger RNA, 1826 nt
Organism: Clupea harengus (Atlantic herring)
Lineage: Eukaryota; Metazoa; Chordata; Actinopteri; Clupeiformes; Clupeidae
Cellular component (GO): mitochondrion
Molecular function (GO): 2 iron, 2 sulfur cluster binding
Source: RefSeq, a predicted model, not a curated record